CGUGAUGGCUCUAUGUACAGGGCCCUCUAUUGGUGUGGCUGGAAGAGAGAUUAUCCUGUUGCAGAUCGUAGCGAGACUCGGUUGGAGGCAAUGAUGUUUUCAGAUCCCACCAAACGCAUGUCUUCUUCUACCAUGCUGCAAAUUUUCUCAUUAGAGUUGGCUAAAAUUCCUGGGAAUGAUGGAUUAGUAGAGUUGUAUGGAUACAUAGCAGCUCGGGAUGAUGUGGAUAAGUUGCUUAAUUAUGUCAUCAAUAUUAGCAGGGAUGAUCCCAUUAUUGUGGAGCAGGGUUCUCUCAUCAGAAUGGGUGGUGGCCCUAAGCGAGGAAUAGAUGUGGCAGACUAUGCUCUAAUUGAGUAUGACAUGAGGAUUAAGAGAGGCACACAAGAAAGAGAUGACCUACAACUGGUCGACAGAGCAAUAUCCUUAGGCCCCCACGGGACAUGGAAUCGUCCGUUCACAUAUAACAUCUCUAAUGAUUGUAGCGGCGCAGUUCACAUAACUUUAGCUCGUCUUUCUUGCGCGGUCGAGGCGACCGUAGAGGUUCUCAUAUCUGAAGUGCAGAGCGGUUUUCAUAUGUCUCUCAGAUGUUUUACCAGUGGGUUUGAUACGGAGAUCCGGCUCUUUGAUGGCACUGUUGUCAAGUCUUGCGGCUUGAAGAGAUCUGUGGUUGCCGUAGUGGAGUGGUCUUUCAUACGUUUAAAAUUCAAGGUACGCGCACCGUCAUCUGGUUCCGAGUCCAAACGUCGUUGUACCUUCAAGGCAAAAACACAUGGGUCUAAUACUCGAGAGAUAAAAACUGAUUUUGCGUUGAUCUCGGUGAAGGUGACUUGGUCGACGUUGCCCGGUUGCUUUCCUGGCUAA
Triticum aestivum (bread wheat) is the source of this 861-nucleotide messenger RNA. RefSeq lists its product as uncharacterized. The transcript is spliced from 3 exons. Lineage: Eukaryota; Viridiplantae; Streptophyta; Magnoliopsida; Poales; Poaceae. The annotation marks the transcript as partial. The record is from RefSeq and is a predicted model, not a curated record.